Maniola jurtina (meadow brown) is the source of this 1931-nucleotide messenger RNA. RefSeq names its product organic cation transporter protein-like. Gene Ontology annotation, biological process: transmembrane transport. Gene Ontology annotation, molecular function: transmembrane transporter activity. NCBI's taxonomy places the organism in Eukaryota, Metazoa, Arthropoda, Insecta, Lepidoptera, Nymphalidae. Gene Ontology annotation, cellular component: membrane. The record is from RefSeq and is a predicted model, not a curated record. The coding region runs from base 170 to 1684 and encodes 504 amino acids. The transcript has 5 exons.
UGUAACGAGAGAACCAGUCGCUGGCCGACUGCUGGAACAACGCCUUCUCUUUGCGCCACGGACGGCUUGUGAGCAAUAUGUGCUUAGAUUCAUUUGUAUAGAAAGCCAUAAGUUAGAUAACUGCGUACAUACUCAAACGUGAUUUGUGUAAAUUUUUUUCAAUACCACAAUGUCUGGUACCGAAGAUUUAAACGAUGAGCCAGAAUUUACCGCCGAACACAAAUUAGUGUUGGAGACAGAAAUUAAAACUACCGGAACUCCAAAAAUAGUCGACCCGCUAACCAAGGCUAUAGGAGAAAUCGGGAAAUGGCAAAUAUGGAUAUGUUUUGUGGUGUUCCUCGUGAAAUUCCCAGUUGCCUGGCACCAAAUGAGCAUCAUCUUUCUUGCACCUCCGAUGAAAUUUACUUGUUCCGGAAAUGAAACUUUCGGUUCCAAAUGUCUAUCUAACUGCACCGAGUACACAUAUGAUCACAGUGUUUUUGGCGAAACUAUUAUUUCGCAGUGGAACCUCGUUUGCGACAGACACUGGCUCAAAAAUCUAACUCAGACUAUUUUCAUGCUUGGGAUUCUCGUUGGGAAUAUGGUCUUCGGUCAUCUUUCCGACAGGUACGGACGAAGACUGCCAUUCUUGGCAGCAGUAUUCCUUCAACUUAUAGCAGGAGUGACCACCGCUUACUCUGUUAACUGGUACAUGUUCACGUCGCUCCGGUUCCUAUUAGCCAUAGCUACGGGAGGCACCAUGGUCACUAGCUUCGUCCUUACUAUGGAACUUAUUGGCACAAGAUAUAGAGAUACUGUUGGAAUAAUUUAUCAAAUCCCCUUCAAUUUAGGGCAUCUUACAUUACCACUCUUUGGCUACUACUUACGAGACUGGAACAUGUUUCAGCUAGCAAUUUCAUUGCCAUCCAUCUUGUUUCUGAGUUACUAUUAUUUGCUACCAGAAUCGCCAAGAUGGCUUUUAACUGCUGGAAGAAUUGACGAUGCCUUGAAAAUUAUUAAAACUGCAGCGAAAAGAAACGGACGACCGACUGAGAAUUUACAAUCGUCAGUGCAGAAGAUGGCGGUUGAAGUCACCAGUGAUGAAGAACGAGCAUCCCUGCUUGCACUAUUCCGGACCCCACGACUGCGCACGCGAACUCUUGCAAUUUGCUAUAAUUGGUUCGUUUGUGGCUUCUGCUUCUUUGGAGUUUCCCAAUAUAUCGGACACGUCUCUGGAAACAUCUUUACAAAUGUUGCAAUUUCAGCGGCUAUUUUGGUACCAGGCACGCUAAUUUCAAUAUACGCCAAUCGGAUUCUGGGCAGGAAAAUAACUCUUAUAAGUUCCAACUGCAUCACCGGCCUCAGCUGUCUACUUAUUAUAGUUGUUCCUAGCUCUACCGCAAGCCACUUGACUCUCGGCUGCAUCGGGUUAUGGGGCAUGAGCAUAUCUUUCGCCACCGUAUACCUGUACGCUGGAGAACUGUUCCCGACUGUCGUAAGAAAUUCUGGCGUAGGACUCUCUUCAACAAUGGCUAGAAUCGGGUCUAUGGUAGCGCCUUUCGUUGCUACAUUGGCUCAUACUAGCGCUUGGUUACCACCACUCGCUUUCGGUAUCAUACCACUGAUUGGCUCCGUUCUUUGUGUCCUGUUGCCGGAUACACGCGGGAAGAAACUGCCCGACACACUAGAGGAAGGAGAAGCGUGAAAUAUUUCGACAUUAUGUUAUUAAAAACUGAAGUAUUUACAACCACUACAAUACAAUACAACAAUACAACGUAUUACUACAAUACAGUAGUUUUAAGACGUGUUUUUGUAAAAUAACUUUACAUAUCAUUAUGUAAAUAUUAAGGACGAAAUUCUGUCGUUGCGGUGAAUGUUGUUUCAUAGAUAUACAAAGAUAAAUAAGAGUAUUUUACCCUAAGUCUUGCUUAUUACUCGAUCGAAACCUUCAA